This is a messenger RNA of Spirodela intermedia, 3234 nucleotides long. The record is from the annotation of a GenBank genome assembly. Lineage: Eukaryota; Viridiplantae; Streptophyta; Magnoliopsida; Alismatales; Araceae.
AUGGCGGUGGGAGCGGCCAGAUUGAGGCUGCCGGUCGGUCUAUACGCUGGCGACGCUGCGUCGCCGCCUGCUCCUCCUUGCUGCGGGAGACGGUGGCGUCCUCCUCUGUCAUUCGGCCAUUCCUGCCCUAGGAAGAGGCUCCUUCCUCUCCCUCUGUCGUGCUCUGCGGCGGUGGGGGCGCCGGAGAGGGAGGGCGAGCUAGCCUUCACCGAUCUCGAGGUCCGACUCAUCGAGGGGCUUCUUGGCGUCCAGGGACGGGGCCGUUCUGCAACCUCCCAGCAGCUCAAGGCACUCUCCUCUCUCUCUCUCUCUCUCUCUCUCUCUCUCUCCCUUCCUCUCUCUCACCCGCUCUUCUGCCCUCGUCGCUCGAGGUGCAUGACCAGUCUGGUGGCUCCCGCCUUCACAGGAAGUUGACCAAGCUGUGAAGGACCUGGAACAUGUCAAAGGCGUGCCAGAACCUGUGAGCCAUUUUCUUCCUGCUCCUUUUCACUUCUAACAGUGGUAUCGUUGACUUCUCCCGUUUGGGCAAUGAACUGUUGACUUGUGGCAUCCACAGCCGCAAUGUUUGCUGAUCCACUCUCCAAGCCACACAUUUGUUGGGCACUUGACCUCCACCAUUCCCUCCCAGAUUCACUCCUUCAUUCCCUCCACGGGGGUAUUGAGACAUACAAAAGUUGAGGGGUUUUGGCACAUUCUAAGCGCAGUAGGCUCAUCAGAAAUCUAAUAAACUGAAUUAAUCAGAGCCUGUUUGUGUUCUGUACACCAAAUCAUCUGUGCAUGUACGAAGAACAUCCAUGGUUUUUCUCUAUCAGAUUUAACCUUAUUUGUUUUGGUAUUCCUUGCCGCUGCCGUGUUUAAGAUAUUGAUCGAGAGUUAUCAGUAAGAACUCUACCCCACAAGUCUUGAAAUUCUGUGCAAAUGUGUGAUCAUUAUGCUGCCAUUGCUGGUUGUAGACGAGCUCCAGCUUGAUCGAGGGCCGUUGGCAACUUAUAUUCACUACUAGGCCUGGAACGGCAUCCCCUAUUCAAGUAAGGUUCUUGCUUGAACUCACUACCAUCUCCCAUUGAUCCAUGAAUAACUCUCUCUCUCUCUCUCUCUCUCUCUCUCUCUCAUGUUUUGUUGUGAUUUUUUUGCACCAUUUGACACAUAGACAGGGAAGAUGUCUUGAUAGAACUCAUGGCAAAAGAGGAGAUAAUCUUCCUUUUUUGUCUGAAAAAAGUAUAUCUACGUAGGGUAAAUAUCCACAUAAAGGAGGAUUCACCCUCGGUCAAACCCUCAUCCUGGGUCUCUCCGAGCUGGGUGGCAUGCUUGAAUCAGGUGGAGAAACACUGGAAGCAGUUCAAAAAGGAUCGUCGAAGAUGGAUUCGUAGCUGAUAGAUGAUGAGAUAGACAUCUCUAAUAAUCUUUAGAACUAGUAAGAUAAUUUGAUGUCUGAAGGUGGAGCAAACUUAAUAAAAUAUGAAUUACCGGAGGGAGCGCAAUCUGUAUAAAAUACUAGAAUGAUCAGAAGCAUGGUGUUCACUGAAGGAGUUGACUUCUUGCAGAGAACAUUCGUGGGGUUCGAUGGCUUUCUAGUCUUUCAGGAGGUCUAUCUGAGAUCAGGCGAUCCAAGAGUAUCUAACAUCGUGCGGUUCUCAGAUGCAGUGGGUGAGCUAAAAGUAGAGGUAUGCCCCUUUUUCAGUAUAAUCAGAUCCUCUCCUCUGGCCUCCAUCAGCAAGCAUUUAGAUAAAAAGGGAAAUCCCACCUCUCUCUCUCUCUCUCUCUCUCUCUCUCUCUCUCUAGAUAUAUAGAUAGAGCUAUCUUUUUGUUCUUAUUGCAGGCAGAAGCGACGAUCAAGGAUGGAGUGCGCAUCCUUUUCAGGUUUGACCGGGCAGCUUUUAGCUUCAAAGCUUUGCCAUUUAAGGUUCCAUACCCCGUUCCUUUUCGGCUUCUUGGAGAUGAAGCCAAGGGAUGGCUUGACACCACCUAUCUCUCUCAGACUGGGAACAUCCGCAUCUCUAGAGGAAACAAGGUGUUGAGAACCCCUCCUCGGUCCUGGUUCACUCCUCUGCGCACCAGUUUGACCAUCAUCGUUGCUUCAGUUUGAUGGGUUUGGGGUUAGAACGGUGGCGUUGACUUCAUCUCUCCCUCAUGUCCCAGGGCACCACGUUUGUGCUGCAGAAGAGGACGGAGCCCAGGCAGAGACUACUGUCGGCGAUUUCAACUGGUGACGGUGUAAAAGAGGUAAUAUCGAUAGCUGCUGAGAUGCUUUUCUUUCUUUCCACUUGCCCGUUGUAGCAUGUGGCGACUGUUCUUUGUGGAUAUUAGGCCAUGGAUGAGCUCAUCUCCCUCAGUAGCCGUAGAACAAGUGAAGAAGAGGAAGCACUGUUGGAAGGUGAAUGGCAGCUGCUUUGGGCUUCCCAGGUUCUUCCCUUUCCUGGCACUGAUCACCAUGUUUCCUUCCUCUCACUGGCUUUUUUUUUAAAAAAAAGUUGGGAGUAGGAAGCCAACGUAGUUGUAUCUGGAUUUGAGAUUGAUCUUCCUUUCAAUGACUAAUCUGGUUUGUGAUUUCACCUUGUAGAUGAUAGAGGAAAGUCUGCCAGAGGCUGCCGCCGCAGGUCUCAAAGGUCUUCAGGUGAGCCCUCCAAAUCCACCUCUAUUACUCCAUUCCGGGGGUUGACCAAUGUGGCCAGGUGCUGCCUACUGCUUUAUUUAGUCAUCAUGACGAGGGUUACCUCAUCUCAGAUCUUCAGGGGAAGUGGAAGAGUGGAGAAUUUGGUUGACAUCUUUCCCGGCUUCAAGCUCUGCACAUACGGCAGCCUUGUGUGAGUCUUCCUGAGGACUUGGAGCCAUAUCUGUUGGGUUCGGUGGGAAGAAUUAGAGAAUGGAAUUUUUGGGAAAAUAAUGGAGCUUCUAUCAGAGAGUGGUGACAGAAUCUUACACUUUUUUUUUCCUUUUUUAAUUGAAUCUCAGCAGAAAAUCUGACGACUCAUAUGAUAUCACGAUGAGUGAUGGGGCAAUCAUGGUUGGCUCCGUAAGAUUUCUCCUGGAUGUUAAAAGAAGCUACAGCAUGCAACUGCUGUAAGCAUUGCUCACCCCUACUCCGAAGCCAAUAAUGUGCAUUUAUUUUUAAUACUCUGAUUUAAUUCAUCAUUUACUUGUUUCAGAUAUAUCGACAAUAAGAUCAGAAUAACCCGGGGGUACAAAGAUACCAUCUUCAUCCAUGUAUGUGCCGAUAGACCCAACAGGAGAUGA